AUGCUGCGCUUUUGCCGGUCUCGCCUCGCCAUUGGUGCAUAUGCACUGUUUAUGAUGGAACAGAAGAACAAUCCUGCCCUGAGCGGUCUCCCCGUUGCGAAACGUGGCAAGAUGACCUCAAAGCUUUACAAAGCGCUUGCACCUGCGGAACGUGCUGCACUGGAGAAACGUGCCAAGGCCACACCGUUUCCGAAGCGCAAGAAAUCAAAGGCAAAUGGAAAUGGACCGAAGCCAAAGCGUAAACCAUCGAAAUACGCACUGUUUGUGAAGGCCUACCUGCCCAAAUUCCGCAAGUUGCCCAACUCUGAAAGAAUUGCCGCAGUUGCAAAGCUGUGGAGGCAGCAACAGCAGCAGAAGCAGCAGCCAAAGAAGAAAAAGACUUAA
Molecule: messenger RNA, 384 nt
Organism: Trypanosoma cruzi
Lineage: Eukaryota; Euglenozoa; Kinetoplastea; Trypanosomatida; Trypanosomatidae
Product: kinetoplast DNA-associated protein, putative
Exons: 1
Coding region: 1-384 (127 amino acids)
Source: RefSeq, a predicted model, not a curated record